AUGUCAUCGGUUCCGAGAUUAUCGAGGCGACAAAAAGGGAAAUCGGUCGCGGCGACAUCGACGCCGGCAAGGAAUCCCGACGGAGGUCGUCUCGGGGAUCUGGAAUCUGCCCACCAUGCGGCGAUGAUGGACACCGCCAAUUUAUCUCGUUCCCAAAGGCUUCUGGUCGCAGAUGCUACGAGGCUUGCGAGGGAAGGGAAUGAGAACGUCGCUGUUAGCGACGCGACGGAUUGCGCGAGAGACGGGCAGAGCGGGGCGACGCCUGUCGACUCGGUUACUUUGAGAGCUCGCCCUAUGGAGGGCGAUCCUCCUGAGAAUGACGAUCCCGAAGCUGAGUUAGUCCCAACGACCUUCUAUCCUGACGGGAUUUUCGAGGAGCUUCCGAGGCUUCUACCCAACUUGCUUCGCCCUGCCUUCGUGGCUGGUCAAGACUGGGAGGGUGUAGAAGAGACUAAAUCUACCCCGAGGAGCGUGAAGAAGGUUCUUCGAUCCAAGGGCGCUACGGGCGUAACUUUCCUUAUCCCCACGAAAGAGCAGAGACCUUGGUCUCCUCCGAUCGGAUAUCAGACGGUAUACGAGUCUUACUUCCAGGAGGACACUCGCUGUUGGUUCCCGAUCCCGCGACUGAUCACUGCGUACGCUAGGCGGCGAGACAUCGCGAUUAGCCAACUGUUGAACGGCUCGUUGCGACUGGCCGUCACCUUAUCGAUUUUAGCGGAGCAGAUCGAUAUGCCGAUGAGCGUCAGAUCUUUCGAGGAGAUGACCUCGAUAACCGAUAUGAAGGACGGAACCUACUCGGUGAAAAUGCGACCAAACUGUAAUGUAUGCGCCGGUCAUCCGAACAAGACGCAGAAUUGGCAGCGCUCUUACUUCUUUCUUAAAUCCGACGUCUCGGCUUUCGAGGAGCCUCCUCAGGAGGACUAUCGGGUUCUUUGGAAUCGAUCCUGUGUUGGCCAUCCUACGUCUCCCGUCUAUCCCGAAGAUUUCUUGAAGAGCGUUCAAGCCGUCGCUUUGCUUAGAAUCUACCGUUGGUCUGAGAUCACCGUCGAGAAGACCUACGAGCUUAAAGAUCGGAUUGCUCGAAGAGGGUGGAGGUCAGAUCUUCCAACAGUUCUUCCUAUUCGCGCGAAGAGGCUGGAAAUUUUUCCGAGAGAUAUCCAGAAACAAGUCAACGAGGCAAAGAGAAUGGGAACUCUUCCAGACUUGAGCGCGAUGCUUGCCGUUCAACUAGGACUGACUAGCGGGGGCGGGCCCUCGACGGCUGUCCCUCGCGCUAGCGAGGUUCCUCCUUCCGGUGCUGCGAGUGCGAAGAAAAGUAGGAAGAGGAAGAGGGGUGUCUCGGGAGCCGAGGAGAACGCCGAGGAGGCGAGCGGCGUCCCCCCUUCCGGUGAUCUUCAGAAGAAGAAGAAGAAGAGGAAGAAGACCAAGAGGUCUGUUGAGGCUCAAUCGGAGGGCCCCGAGGAGCCGACUGGUACUGAGGAGGAAGACGAAGAAACUCGGCCUGAAGAGGAGGUUUCUGAGGCCGAAGUCUCGAGAGAGCGAGAUGAUGCGAGGGAAGCAGAUGGAUCUGAGGCUUCCCUUAACGCCGCCAUCCCGGAUGGUUCCGACGAAGAUAGUGGUGAGUCGCCGCUUUUGGUGAGAAGGCACAACGACGAGAUCGACGAUGACGUGCGAUCUCCUGUUCUGACGCUUCCUAGCGAGGAGACUCCGGCUAUCACUGGGGCGGGGGCCGUUCAGACCGGCACGUCUCCUCGCGGCUCUGCUAUCUUAAGGAGGGCUCCCGGGAUUAACUUUCCGGAUAAGGUCUCUUUCCACUACGAAGGGCCGGCCCCUCUGGCGUACGUUCCCGAGAAGUGCGGGGAGCUUCUUCGUCAGCUUAGAGGGAGGGCAAAAUCCCUUCCUGCCGUGAGGGACCUCAUCUUCGGGGAUGAAUACGAGGAGGCUGCGAGGGCAAAGCUGCUGGGAGACGGCGCGAUGAACGUCGUGAUUGAUAAGUACGACACUGCCCUGAAAGGAGUCUCGACUGAACUUGAGCUGGCCAAGAAGGAACACGCGGAGAAGGAGGAAGCUUCUGCUCGUCAGCUGAGUACAUCAAAGGCUAACGUCGAGAGGCUCAACGGGAUGGUCACUCGUGCGAUGGCUCGAAGGGACGAACUCAAGGCCGACUUGGUGGCAUCUCGCGGGAUUAUCCAUGAACUCGAGCAGAAGAACGCUGAGCUCGAGGGCGAGAAAGCUUCGCUCGCUGCAUCUCAUGAAAGAGAGAUGAAGCGCCUUAGAGAUUCCAGGAUCUUGGAAGUGACAAAGGAACGAGGAAGGGUUGAGGCCGAGAUGUCUGCAAAGGCUAACCGUCGCUUCGCCAGGAUUCGCUCCCGAGAGGAACGUCGAAGCCUUUACGACAAGGCUCGGUUGCUUCAUAGCCAAGCUUUUGGGACCAGAAAAUGCCUCGAAGCCUUGAAGAGGGCUGGGAGCGACAUCCUGCAAGCCACGAUCGAUCUUUUCGCGGAGCAAGAGAAAAAAUACGAGCAGGAGGCCGAGGAGCUCAAGGUUGGUGAGAUACCCGAGGUGGAUCUCACGCUUUCUCCUCUUAUAUUGGAUUCCCAGUUUGUGGAUGCUCGUAUUUUGGCGAGUCUUGAUCCCUACGGGUCCAAUGCCGGUCUGAUCGACCCAGAGACCGAGCAAAUCGCAACUCUUGUCUCACUCGCCUCUGAUCCAAUCGACGGGCGCCGCGACGAGCCGACGCCUUUUGUAGAGGGUUCUUCGGCUGCGUUUGAGGGGGAGACGCCUAAUCGGGGGACCAAUGCUGCUGAAGACGGUGGUCCUGUCCUCGUGCUCUCGGAUACUUCGGCUGAAGGGUCUCGUCGAGGUAAUGAGGAGGUUGCUCGCGAGUCGAGUGUCAGGGCUUCGGAGCUUUCUGCCCUCAACGAUCGUGAGAGCGACCGAGAGGAUUAG
Molecule: messenger RNA, 2949 nt
Organism: Brassica napus (rape)
Lineage: Eukaryota; Viridiplantae; Streptophyta; Magnoliopsida; Brassicales; Brassicaceae
Product: meiosis-specific protein ASY2-like
Exons: 4
Coding region: 1-2949 (982 amino acids)
Source: RefSeq, a predicted model, not a curated record